Triticum aestivum (bread wheat) is the source of this 1599-nucleotide messenger RNA. Its product is annotated as adenylate isopentenyltransferase 5, chloroplastic-like. Gene Ontology annotation, biological process: cytokinin biosynthetic process; tRNA modification. Bases 1 to 1551 code for a protein of 516 amino acids. Gene Ontology annotation, cellular component: mitochondrion. The transcript has 4 exons. The record is from RefSeq and is a predicted model, not a curated record. Gene Ontology annotation, molecular function: tRNA dimethylallyltransferase activity. NCBI's taxonomy places the organism in Eukaryota, Viridiplantae, Streptophyta, Magnoliopsida, Poales, Poaceae.
AUGGGGAAGGACCAGGCGAACCUCUCCUCCAUCCAGGGGUCGCUCUCUCCGGCUGUCGCCGGGCUUGUUGUUUUCGCCAAGACGUCUCAUGAGACCUGGACCAUCCUUGAGCGCUCCUUUGCAGCGCAGUCUCAGGCUCGUGUCUCUGCGCUCCGUCGUCAGCUUGGCGAGUGCGAGAAGCUUAACUCCACGGCCACGGAGUUCUACAAAAAGGUCAAGGGCCUUGCUGACACGUUGGCCUCCAUUGGACAGCCGCUCACUGACUCCGAGUUCAAUUCCUUCAUCGUCAACGGGCUCGACGAGGAUUCCUCUCCGUUGGCUGCUGUUGCUCUUGUUCGGUCUCUUGGUGCUGACUUUGCGGUCAAAGACCUUGGGAAGCUUCACUACUUCCUUGGCAUGGAAGUUGCUUCUGGUUCUGAUGGUCUUGUUAUGAUGCAGAAGAAGGCAAUGCAGGCUCUUCUCGAGCGCAGCAGGCGAACAGACGCGACGACCUGUACUUCUGACUUGUGCAUGCAUAUGAGGGCCAUUAGCGCGGCAGCGAGCGGCAAUGGCAAAGCCAAGGUGGUCAUUGUGAUGGGCGCCACGGCCACCGGCAAGUCCAAGCUGGCCGUGGACCUCGCGCUGCGGUUCGGCGGCGAGGUCGUCAACUCGGACAAGAUCCAGGUCCACGACGGCCUGCCCGUGGUCACCAACAAGGCCACCGUCCGCGAGCAAGCCGGGGUGCCGCACCACAUGAUCGGCGGGGUGCACCCCAACGCCGACUACGCCGCGGCGGAGUUUCGGCGCGACGCCACGCGCGCCGUGGAGUCGGUCCUCGCGAGGGGCCGCCUGCCCAUCAUCGCCGGCGGGUCCAACAGCUACCUCGAGGCGCUGCUGGACGGCGAGCCGGGGUUCCGCCGGCGGUACGACUGCUGCUUCCUCUGGGUGGACGCCGACACGUCGGUGCUGGAGCGGUACGUCGGCGACCGCGUCGACUGCAUGGUGGAGCAAGGGCUCGUCGGCGAGGUGCGGGAGUUUUACCGGGCGGACGCGGACUACUCCCGUGGGAUCAGGAGGGCCAUUGGCGUGCCGGAGAUGGACACCUACUUCCGGCAGGAGGCGGCAGGGGCGCUGGAGGGAGACGAGGAACGACGGGCCGGGCUCCUUGAGGCCGCCGUCGGCGAGAUCAAGGAGAACACAUGCAGGCUGGUGUGCAGUCAGCUCCGGAAGGUCCACCGCCUGCGAUGCCUGCCUGGGUGGAGCAUCCGCCGCCUCGAUGUCACCAGGGUGCUUUCGCUCAAGGUCGGGAAGGCGACGGACCAAGAGGCGGAGCGCACCCUGUGGGAGGCGGAUGUCGUCGGGCCUGCCGCGUGCGUCGUUGACAUGUUUAUUCGCUCUCCUGGAGGGAUGGUGGCGGAUGUGAGCACGGAUGGGAAGGAGCUAAGCACGGGGGCCAAGCAUGCAGCCGUCGCCGGAAUCGUCGAAGCGGCCGACAGGUGUGGUCUGCAGCUACUCGAGACUGGGCCGACGUCUCGUGGGUUUCAUCCAAGGAAAGCGGCCGCAGCAGUUUGAGUUUCGAGACUCUCAUCAACUUAACCGUACCACCCCUAAAAAAAUCAA